AUGUUUGAGAGUUUGGGAAUCCCAUGCAGCCAUACUUUGGCAUAUUUGCACAAAAUACGUCAGCUUCAUGAAUUGCCAGAUCAAUAUAUUUUGAAGAGAUGGACUAGAUCUGCUAGAUUUGAUCUUAUGGUAGACAAUGAUGGUGUUGAGAUAUCUAUUGACAACUCCUUAAUAGGAAAGCACAGUGCAUUAUUCCAACGAUAUUCACUUGUGAUUGAUAAAGUCAUCUUAAGUGAUAAGGCUAGUCAGAUCUUCUGUGAGGCAUUGGAUUCAUUGAUUGAGUGGAUUAAGCCAUUGCUUCAUGGUGCUGAAGAAGUAUUACCUUUUGCAAGGAGAAGUAUUGCUUUUGAAACUAGUUUAAAUGAACCAGAUCCUGCUAAAGAAAAAGGAAGUGGGAAAAGACUUAAGGGCAGAAAGGAGUUGGCGAGAGAAAACUACAAAGGUCGGCGUUGUAAUGGGUGUGGAAAAUAUGGACAAGCACACGACAAAAGGAACUGUCCUAUGCUUCAAAAAUCAUCUUCAAUUGUUGACAAAGAUGCUUUUAAUGGCAUGGAUAAUAGUUCUUCGUCACAGGAUGAUGAGAUUUUUGGAUGA
This is a messenger RNA of Prunus armeniaca (apricot), 594 nucleotides long. The record is from the annotation of a GenBank genome assembly. Lineage: Eukaryota; Viridiplantae; Streptophyta; Magnoliopsida; Rosales; Rosaceae.